ACAGACCAGGCCAGGCACCUGUGGUCGUGUUUAAACAGCAGUGUCUUUUCGAGUCACUUCACUUGUAAUAGUUUGUAACAACAGGACAAAGAUGCAAGCCGUGCAAAACACCCAAGAGUUGAUAAAGAGCGUGAAGAUGGACAACUGGACGGCGGCUCUGCUCACUGGUGCUGCCUGCGUUGGAGGAGCUCUGGUUGUGCUGGUGAAAAAGAUCAACAACCAUCUAAGCACGAAGGAAAAGAUCGAGAGAGCCAGAAACAGGAGAGAUGAGAGCUUGCAGCGGGCAGAGCAGGCGGUGCACCGGUACAAACAGUCGCAUCCGAUGACUGACUCCGCUUUCAUCAUGGAUCUGUCCCUGUCUGAGCUGACAAAGCAACUGAAGGAAGGCUCACUGAGCCCUGAGGAUGUGCUUCACUCUUACAUGGAAAAGACUCUGAAUGUAAACAAAAAGCUGAACUGCUGCACCGAAAUUUUGUUAGAGAGCUUGGACCAACUGAAAACUGUUGGCUCCAACAAGGAAGGUCUCUUGUAUGGAGUUCCAGUGAGCAUCAAAGAAAAUGUUGCAUUUAAGAAUCAUGACUGUUCUUGUGGUGUGGUCAUUAACCUGGAUCAGCCUGCUGAAAAGGACAGCGUGCUUGUUGAAGUUCUGAAGAAACAAGGAGCUAUUCCCUUUGUGAAAACCAACUUGCCCCAAGGCCUUUUAAGCUAUGACUGUAGUAAUCCUAUUUAUGGGCAAACUGUGAACCCCCAUAACCCCCAGAAAACCUCUGGAGGUUCAUCUGGUGGGGAGGGGGCUCUCAUUGGGGGAGGAGGCUCCCUGCUUGGCAUAGGCACUGAUAUAGGUGGCAGUAUUCGUAUUCCUGCCUCAUUCUGUGGGAUCUGCGGUUUCAAGCCAACAGCAGGUCGGCUGAGUUUACAGGGGCUUCGUCCAAUUUAUAGAGGGCAAAAGGCAGUGCUAUCAUCUCCUGGACCCAUGGCAAGAGAUGUGGAUAGUUUGGCUCUGUGCAUGCAGGCACUUCUUUGUGACCACAUGUUUUCUUUGGACCCCACUGUUCCACCAUUGCCUUUUAAUAUGGAGAUAUACAGAAGUUCCAAACCUCUAAGGAUUGGUUAUUUUGAAAGUGAUGGCGACAUGCAACCAUCUCCAAGCAUGGCCCGAGGCAUCAGAGAGGUCAAAGCUCUGUUAGAGCAAGCAGGCCACACAUUGGUCCCUUACCGUCCACUGAAGAUAAAUCAAAUUAUGCCUGAACUAAUAGUAAAGAGUUUAUUUGCAGAUGGAGCUACCACCCUGCUACAAAAAUUGAAGGGGGGACCUGUGGACCCUUGUCUAAAAACUCAGGUUUUUACUUAUGGCCUCCCUAAGUGGCUGAAGAAAAUCCUUUCAUUCCUGCUCAAACCUGUGUCUCCUCGUGGUUCUGCCAACAUGAAUGCUCUUUGUGGACUUCGAUCUGUUCCAGAUUUGUGGAAGCAACAUGCUGCUGUUGAGGACUACAUUCAUGAAACAAUAGCACAGUGGAGGAGCUGCAACAUCGAUGUGCUGCUGUGCCCCAUGAUCGGACCAGCCUACAACUUCCUUUACUGUGGCAAAAUUUCAACUAUUCUCGGUUACACAAUGCUCUACAAUCUCCUUAAUUUUCCUGCGGGUGUAGUCACUGUUUCUACAGUGACUGCAGAGGAUGAAGAGGAACUCAAGCACUAUAAGGGCUAUUAUCAGGACAAGUGGGACAAGCUCUUUAAAGAGGCAGUGAGUGGAGGCGAGGGUCUGCCUGUGGCGGUGCAGUGUGUUGCCCUGCCAUGGCAGGAUGAGCUCUGCCUGCGCUUCAUGAAGGAAGUGGAACAACUGGUCAAGCAAAGCAAGAAGUAAAGCCUGCUUUCUUUCCGUCUCACGCGAAAGGCUGCAGACUCAGAGGUGACAUGUUAACUAGUAUCUCCUGUAAAAGUGAGCUAAGCAUUUCAUAAAUGGUGGAGCAGUUUCUACUCUACAAAUUUGUUCUUUUCCUAUUUGCUUAAUGUUAAAUGAAUCUUAACUUUGAAAACGAUGGUCUUUGUUUCCAUAUUAAAAAAAAUCCAAGUCUUUUGCUUUCUUACUUUCACCAUCCACAUGUUAAUUGAAAUUGAAAAAAUAUUAAAUCAUUAGGCACUGCUACCGUAAGUAUAAGAAUGUUGAAAAUUAGGAUUCAUAAUGGGUAUGGAAAGUAAUGUAUUUGUGCAGAAUACACCCAUGUUUCUUUGCUGUAAGUCAUCUGUCAAACACAUUGAAAUAAAAUAAAUUCUAUGUAUUCUUCUCAA
Archocentrus centrarchus (flier cichlid) is the source of this 2289-nucleotide messenger RNA. Its product is annotated as vitamin D3 hydroxylase-associated protein-like. Gene Ontology annotation, molecular function: amidase activity; fatty acid amide hydrolase activity. Lineage: Eukaryota; Metazoa; Chordata; Actinopteri; Cichliformes; Cichlidae. Bases 92 to 1864 code for a protein of 590 amino acids. Gene Ontology annotation, biological process: fatty acid catabolic process. The record is from RefSeq and is a predicted model, not a curated record. The transcript is spliced from 15 exons.